Molecule: messenger RNA, 2212 nt
Organism: Ricinus communis (castor bean)
Lineage: Eukaryota; Viridiplantae; Streptophyta; Magnoliopsida; Malpighiales; Euphorbiaceae
Product: protein DETOXIFICATION 20
Exons: 8
Biological process (GO): xenobiotic detoxification by transmembrane export across the plasma membrane
Cellular component (GO): membrane
Molecular function (GO): antiporter activity; xenobiotic transmembrane transporter activity
Source: RefSeq, a predicted model, not a curated record
AUGCGAGGUCAAUUGAGAUUUAAAAAGAAAAGAAAAAGAAUCUAAUUUAAUUUGUAAAAUUCUUUAUGCGGGAGAAGAAGUAAUAAUGACAACAAGUUUCGUUACUUUUUGUUGAGUAAAAACUAAAAAGUAGAAUGAUAUUUAUUAGUUAUCAAAUUCCACAGCCAUUCAAUCGACUACUAAUGAAACACCAACUAUUAUGGCAGUAACCAUAAGGAAUUCUCCUUUUUAAUAAAAUUACCAGUUAAUUUUUACCAAAAGAGAAAGAAGAAACUUAAUUAAAUUCAAAAAGAAAUUUCAAAAGCACUUAAUAAUUAUGAUCAUUUUGUUAAGUGUUGUGAGUUUAGGUGCAGUGGGUAGCUAGAGGGAGAGGAGAAAAUGAGGAAUUCAACACUCUCCUUCUCUCUCUAAUCUCUGAGACUCUUCUGUGUCAACAGUCGGAAGCCAACUCCAUACACAAGGCCAAUUCUUUGUUACAGCCAUAGAAACAUUAACAAAAUGGAACAUCAAGAGAGGCUUCUUGGAUCGGAAGCAAAUGAUAAUAGUGAUUUGAAAAGAAGGAUUUGGGUGGAAAACAAGAAAAUAUGGAGGGUUGGAUUUCCUGCUAUGUUAGCAAGAACUACACAAUUUGGAAUGUUCGUAGUAACACAGGCAUUUAUUGGACAUAUUGGGGAACUUGAACUCGCAGGUUAUGCACUUACUCAAAUCAUCAUCAUUCGAUUUGUAAAUGGAAUUCUGCUAGGAAUGUCAAGUGCAACAGAAACGCUAUGUGGGCAAGCAUUCGGAGCAAAACAAUUUCACAUGAUGGGUAUUUACUUGCAAAGACCUUGGAUCAUCAAUUUAGUUACUGCAACAAUUUUGCUUCCUGUCUUCAUUUUCUCAGCUCAGAUCUUCAGACUACUCGGUGAAGAAGAUGAAAUAGCGGAUAUGGCAGGAUAUAUCUCCCUGUGGUUUAUCCCCAUUCUCUACUUCUUUGCCAUUGGACUGUCCCUGCAAAAGUACUUACAAACUCAGCUCAAGAACAGAAUUGUUGGGUGGAUUUCUGCUGCCUCAUUCGCACUUCAUGUGCUCUUGUCAUGGAUAUUUGUCAGCAUACUAGGUUGGGGAAUUCCUGGAGCAAUGAGUGCUAUGAUUAUAUCAUAUUGGUCCAUCAUUAUUGGAACGCUAGUGUAUGUCUUCUGUGGCUGGUGUCCUAAUUCAUGGAGAGGAUUCAGUUUAGCUGCAUUUUCUGAUUUAGCUCCUGCAAUAAAGCUUUCAAUAUCCUCGGGUGUGAUGCUUUGCUUAGAGUUAUGGUACAAUGCUGUUCUAGUGCUCUUGGCAGGGUACAUGAAAAAUGCGACAACACAAGUAUCUGCCCUGUCCAUUUGCCUCAAUAUCACCGGUUGGGAAAUGAUGCUAUGCUUUGCCUUCCUAACUUCCUGCACGUACGUUUUUUUUUCCUUUUUCUUUUGAGACAUGGAUAUUUCUAUGCGUACAAACUGUGACUUAUUGAUCAAGGAGCUAUAUUGAGCUCUUAUUAAUAUCAUCUUCACCGAAUCACUGUGUAUGGGAAUUUUCUUUUUCAUUUUGUGCUUAGCAUUAGACCGCCAAAUUGCGAGAGUAUUCACAAGUGAAGAAAAUGUCAUUGAAGCUGUCUCCAAACUUUCUGUGCUACUUGCCUUCUCUGUUCUACUCAAUAGCUUUCAGACAGUAUUUACAGGGGGUGCAGUAGGUGCUGGUCGACAGGGUACAGUUGCAUACAUUAACAUCUGUAGCUAUUAGCUAAUUGGUGUGCCUAUUGGGGUUGUUCUUGGAUACGUGGCUCAUUGGAAAAUUAAGGGUAUAUGGAUAGGAAUGGUAAUUGGGGUUGUAAUACAAGUUCUCGUACUUGGCUACAUUACAUUUACAACUAAUUGGGAUGAACAGGUGAAAAAAGCAUCGGAGCGUCUCGGUCGGUUCUUAAGACCUUCAAAUGAAUCUAGCAAUGAAAAUUCCAUACAAGAAAGAUCCAGUAGUUGAUCAUUACUGUAAGAGUGAAUCACCCGAAUGAAUGAUUUUAGAAGAGUAGCAUGAAUUCUCAAAUUAUCAGAAGUUUCACAUAUAAGCACUGUCCUAUAGUAGUCCAUAUAUUGAUAUAUAAAAAAAAAAAAAAGAAUUGUCUAUAUUUGGUGUAUGUAAUCAAUUACAUACUAACCGUCUCUUUUUCAAAUAAAAAAAAUUCAGUUAUUUAUCA